AUCGUGCGGGCGACAGCAGCAAGCGGCCCGAGCUGGCCUGGGUCUAUGUCGGCAGCCACAAUCUCAGCAAAGUGAGUGAGCCGACAAACAGUGACACAUCUGUGGUUCCUCUCGGACGAUCCUCAUGUGUGUUGUGUGCCACACACAUGCAGGCGGCGUGGGGCGAGCUGCAGGAAAACGACUCGAAGCUGUCCAUCCGGUCAUAUGAGCUGGGCAUCCUCAUCUCACCACACACACUCCGCGGCCUCACCCCGCCCCCACCACACACCACACGCCACACACAGCUGGCCGGCUCAUCGUCAUCCAGCAGCAGCAGCGGUGCCGCCACGCAGAUGCGGUCAUUCAUGUGGCGCAAACGCGAUGGCACAGGUCGGACGACACAGACAGACAGGACACAUGCAGCCCGCAUCCACGCGUCUUGUGUGGGUGAUGGGCUGUGUGCACUGCAGGGUCCUCUCCCCUGCCCCGCCUCUACGCGGCCACUUCUCGGUGCCCGAGCGGUCCACCUGAUGUGCCGCUGAUCGGUGUGCCUCUGCCCUAUCCCCUGCCGCCGGUGCCCUACGGCCAUUGCCACGUGGUGUGGACGACAGACGGCGCACACACUGGGCCGGACAGCCUUGGCAAGGAGGCAGGGGGUGAGAGUGCGCAGGGCACUUCCUCGCGGGCCGACUUCUGA
This is a messenger RNA of Vitrella brassicaformis, 676 nucleotides long. NCBI's taxonomy places the organism in Eukaryota, Vitrellaceae. The record is from the annotation of a GenBank genome assembly.